AUGGGUGACCUUGGCUGUAAGUACGCAGAACAGGAUAACCAGUUGGUUUCGCUGCAGGAAGAUAUUAUCGCAGCUGAGAAUUCCGUUCCACCAGAGAUUUGCAUUGAGGCUGCUGAAGUUGAACAGAAAGUGAAUGUACUAGAGCAGCGCAUUACAAAGCACGAAGAGUUCGACAAUUAUCUUUCUGAACUAGCCGACAAGAUGCAAGACGAGCAAUCAGAUCCGUUUGCACAGUUCUACGAGGCACUUCCGGCUCUGGAACGCAUGCUGGCAGGAUUGUCAGUGUAG
Cooperia oncophora is the source of this 288-nucleotide messenger RNA. The record is from the annotation of a GenBank genome assembly. NCBI's taxonomy places the organism in Eukaryota, Metazoa, Nematoda, Chromadorea, Rhabditida, Trichostrongylidae.